This is a messenger RNA of Eurytemora carolleeae, 1157 nucleotides long. RefSeq names its product cell wall protein DAN4. The transcript has 6 exons. NCBI's taxonomy places the organism in Eukaryota, Metazoa, Arthropoda, Copepoda, Calanoida, Temoridae. The record is from RefSeq and is a predicted model, not a curated record. Bases 363 to 1157 code for a protein of 264 amino acids.
CAAAAACAACUACUAAAACUUUAACUACAACUACCACUUCAACCUCAACAACACCAGAAACUUACUACACAUCGACGUCAACUGUUAUUUCCUCUGAAACAACAACAACAUCAACAACAACAAUAUUGCCAGAUACUCCAGCAUAUCCAACACCUGGGUUUACAACAACCGGUAGUAGCACAACAUUUCAGACUUCAACUAUACAAUCAACAACAGUAUCAUCAUCAUUGACAACAACACAAUCACCAACAUUAUCAACAACGUUAUCAACAACGUUAUCUACAACACAAUUACCAACAAUAUCAACAACAUUAUCAACAACACAAUCACCAACAUUAUCAACAACAGGAAACCCAUCUCUGAUGUUUUUAUCUACAACGAGUUUAAUGCCACCAAUGAUUCCUCAGUCUGGAACUUCAUGUGGAACAUGUAUAUGUGAUUGUUCUUUGAAAACAACAACAACGACUACAAUUGGCUCUACAGUGACGAUAUCAACAUCAGAUUCGUCGACAACAUCUGUAAUAUCAUCUCCAUCAUCAUCGACAAUAUUACCCUCGUCGUCAACAUCAACGUCGACAAAAACAACAGCAACAACAGCAUCAACAGCAACAUCAUCUUCUUCAUCAACGAGUCAACCAUCUUAUACAAUGAUGUACGGUAGCAACAUGUACGGAGCCACCAAUAUGUACGGGAGCAUGUACGGAGUCCCAGAUAUUGUUUUUACGACCCUUCACCCUACCCUGGCUCCACUAGCCACCGUUCCACAGACAACUUUGCCACCCCUAAAGCAUCCUUUAGUUACCACGUUGGAAGCUGCUUCCAUAACUCUAGGAGCAGUUUCUACAUCUCCUGAAGCAGCUUUACCAGCAGAUGCUCCUACUCAAGGAUCAACUACAGUAGGAGCUAUUCAAACAACGACAACAGGUGUUGCUAGCUGUGGGGGGAGCUCGGGAGCUGCAACAGUUAACUUUGUAAAUCCUGGAUAUCCAGGCUUCAACUCCAAUGAAGGAGAUUGCAGUUUUAAUCUUAAUAUAAUGCCAGGGGUUUGUCAGGUUCGUGUAGAUUUUGUUGAUACUGAGUUAUUGGAUCCCACAGAUGGUUUCUGUNGUGGGGGGGGGCUUUUAUCCAUCCUCCUUCAAGUACAGUUUUUUAUUUAA